Messenger RNA from Penicillium pulvis, 942 nucleotides. RefSeq lists its product as uncharacterized. The transcript has a single exon. The coding region runs from base 1 to 942 and encodes 313 amino acids. The record is from RefSeq and is a predicted model, not a curated record. NCBI's taxonomy places the organism in Eukaryota, Fungi, Ascomycota, Eurotiomycetes, Eurotiales, Aspergillaceae.
AUGUCGACUGUUAACGCUUCCGACAUCGCGAACGCGCUGACACGCAAGUACGCCAACGGAGAUCAAGUUCGCACCCACAUCUUUGCGGCCUUUGCCGCCAUCGCCUGGUAUAAUGCCAUUGAACUCAUAAUCCUGUGCUUUGUCUCCUUCAAGCGACAUCGCGGUUGCUACUUUUGGAGUUUGCUCAUCGCCUCUUCCGCCAUCAUCCCACACUGCCUAGGCUAUGUCCUUCUCUUCUUCCCUACAGGAGUCUCACCCUAUGUCUGCGUCACAUUGAUUAUCGUCGGCUGGAUCGCCAUGGUGACAGGCCAAUCCAUGGUACUCUGGUCUCGCCUCCAUCUGGUCUUGCAAAAUACAAAAGUACUGUGGGGGGUGUUAUGGAUGAUCAUCAUCGAUGCCGUCCUCUUCCAUGUUCCCACCACCGUAUUGCUCUAUGGGACCGCCGCCGCGCCGAGCAGUGUCUGGGAUAGUGGGUACAAUAUUAUGGAGCGGAUCCAGCUCGUUGGGUUCUGCAUCCAGGAGCUGCUCAUCUCUGGUAUAUACGUGUGGGAGACUGGGAAGCUGUUGCGGCUACGCCCGGAGGGCCGACCUCAAGGUAUUCUCCAUCAACUUCUUUUCAUCAACAUCAUCAUCCUUAUCCUCGACGUCGCCAUCGUCGCCAUUGAAUACGUUGGCUUCUAUGCCGUCCAGGUCAUGUUCAAGCCCGUGGCCUAUAGCAUCAAACUAAAACUCGAAUACGCCAUUCUUGGAAGACUCGUCGCUAUCGCCCGGGGAUCCUACGAGGAUGAUCAACCCUCCAGUUCCCGCGACAUCAUGUCAUUCCCUUCAUCACAAGAGACUCAAUCACCGAACGAGCCUCGUCACAACAACCACCGCAAAUAUAGCCUGCCCUGGUUUUGGGAGACUUCACAUCGCUCGAGUUGCACAUCCUCGGGGAACUGA